GAGACCGAAAGAAUUCGCUGGUACUCCUAAAAAGUUGCAGUGAGGUGAGUGAAGAAGACAUGGUGGAUUAUUAUGACAUUCUGGGAGUGUCAAGAAAUGCCUCUCCGGAGGACAUCAAGAAGGCCUACAGGAAGCAGGCUCUGAGAUGGCACCCGGACAAGAACCCAGACAACAAGGAGGAGGCAGAGGGGAAGUUUAAGGAGCUGGCUGAGGCCUACGAAGUUCUGUCAGACCGAAGCAAGCGAGAGGUGUAUGAUACCUAUGGUGAAGACAGAAUGCCCAACAACGCAGGCUCCAGUAGACAUCCCGCUCCGGAAGAUUUCCCAGGGUUCACCUUCACAUUCCGCAGUCCAGAGGAAGUGUUUCGGGAAUUCUUCGGAGGCCAGGAUCCUUUCGCCAAUUUCUUCGAUGACUUUGCGUUCGGAAGAGGGAUGCAGAGUGGCUUCCAUGGACAUCCUGGUGCUUCCAGGCUCGGCCCCAGCCGAUUCUUCUCCUUCCCCUCGGCUGGAGUGCAUGACUUCACCUCUUUCUCGUCCUCCAUGGGAGGAAUGGAUGGGGUGAACAGCAUGGGAGGAGGGAUGGGGAAUUUCAAGUCUGUCUCCACUUCUACGCGCGUCAUCAAUGGCAAACGCACUACCACCAAGAAGAUCAAAGAAAACGGUCAGGAGAGAACAGAGAUCGAGGAAGACGGGGUCUUGAAGACAGUGCUCAUCAAUGGUGUGGAGGAUGAGUUGGCCUUGGCUCUGGAGCUCAGCAAGAGAGACCAGCUGCCCCCCAGCCAGCCCUCACACACACCCAGGCAACACCUCCAGAAGCAGGCAGAGAGGAUGGUACCAGUGGAGCUCCAGACCCAGACCCAUCCACACCGACCCAGCCCCGGCUCUGGCCAGCCCUCACACACACCCAGGCAACACCUCCAGAAGCAGGCAGAGAGGAUGGUACCAGUGGAGCUCCAGACCCAGACCCAUCCACACCGACCCAGCCCCGGCUCUGGCCAGCCCUCACACACACCCAGGCAACACCUCCAGAAGCAGGCAGAGGGGAUGGUACCAGUGGAGCUCCAGACCCAGACCCAUCCACACCGACCCAGCCCCGGCUCUGGCCAGCCCUCACACACACCCAGGCAACACCUCCAGAAGCAGGCAGAGAGGAUGGUACCAGUGGAGCUCCAGACCCAGACCCAUCCACACCGACCCCAGCCCCGGCUCUGGCCAGCCCUCACACACACCCAGGCAACACCUCCAGAAGCAGGCAGAGGGGAUGGUACCAGUGGAGCUCCAGACCCAGACCCAUCCACACCGACCCAGCCCCGGCUCUGGCCAGCCCUCACACACACCCAGGCAACACCUCCAGAAGCAGGCAGAGGGGAUGGUACCAGUGGAGCUCCAGACCCAGACCCAUCCACACCGACCCAGCCCCGGCUCUGGCCCCCGGUCUAUGGCCCAGCGCUCCUUCAGCUCAGCCCCCUACUUCCACUGCCCUGACGUCCCCAGCGAGGAAGAGGAGGAGGAAGAUCUCCAGAUGGCCCUGGCCUACAGCCUGUCUGAGAUGGACUCCCAGCAGAGAGUGUCCGUCGCGGCUUC
This is a messenger RNA of Coregonus clupeaformis (lake whitefish), 1583 nucleotides long. RefSeq names its product dnaJ homolog subfamily B member 2-like. Gene Ontology annotation, molecular function: Hsp70 protein binding. Bases 60 to 1484 code for a protein of 474 amino acids. The transcript has 9 exons. The record is from RefSeq and is a predicted model, not a curated record. Lineage: Eukaryota; Metazoa; Chordata; Actinopteri; Salmoniformes; Salmonidae.